AUGUGGCCCACACGCGCUUUGUGCUACAUCACGAUUCAAUCAAAACCAAGCAUUUCGUCGUUACUCUAUCCUUUUCAUCCUCACAUAUUCAAUCUUUAUUUACUCCCUCCUCUGCCUACUCUCCAGCGAGGGCAGAUUUCGGAUGCCGGCAUCAUGGAUGUCGUUCUAUCCCGCCUCAGCACACAGUUGCUCUCCCCACUGAGCACAGAUGAGCUGCUAUUUCGGGAACCUCCAGCGUCUCUCAGCAGCCUCCGCAUUGAUAAUUCCGAGACUGAAUGGAUAGCUCGAGUUUCCGAAUUUGCUCGUUCUGGUAUUCUUCAGGGUGCGCUUCUCGCUACAUCAGCAGCUUGGCUGACAUUUCGUCUUGUUCGGCAUCGCAAGAGCACCGUUCCAGCCAGUAGAGCAAAGGCUUCAUCCAUCAAAUGGCCCUACGAAAUUGCGUCGCAGGCCUCGCGCAUUGCCUCGCUAGUCUUUUUGACCUUGGCUUUCAUCCAGGGGCGUGUGCAUUUGCUUAACGUAGUUGUCGUUGCCUACGCCUUUGUUCUCGGCUUGUUACGCCCCAUCAAUGAUCUCAAUUGGCGCCAUGUAGCUCUCCAUCAAAUCAAUUACGUCCUGACCGCCACGUUCUUCGUCUUAGUGGCCGCGCAGCUGCUCCCUUGUAUUCAAGUCGAAACGGACCAAUGUAUUACAACCACCAGCGUUAUCGGCUCCCUAUCUUCACUUGCUGCAGCAAUGCUUAUCGCCUUGGCCACUCCCAGAGAGUGGGUUCCGCCAGUAAUCAAGCAUGACUUCCCAGGCUACGCAGAAGAUAAUGAGCCUGCACCCGAAGAGACCUGCAGCUGGCUCAACUAUUACUUCACCUAUGAAUGGCUGACACCUCUCGUGUGGAAGGGCACUAGGCAAAAACUUGACAUGUCUGGUAUCCCGACACUAGCUUGGUACGACGAGCCCCUGUACUUACUCCAAAAGAUCCAGAAAGCUCGAUCACUAGCCGGGAAGACGUUGUGGACGGCCCUGCGUUUUCAGCGCAAAGAGUUGCUGUUGAUGGGCUUCUGGGCAAGCGCUGCUUUUACCAUGGAGAACGUCUCUCCGUACGGCAUGUUUCGGCUUUUGGAUUACAUCUCCAACCCUGACAACGCAAGCUACCACCCCUGGGUAUGGCUCAUUCUCACAUUUACUGGUCCCUUGUCACGAUCAGUCCUAUUCCAGCAGUACGUCUUUAACUCGACUAGAUUGAUUGUCCGAGUCAAAUCUGCCAUGACCCAAGAACUGUAUCACAGGGCCUUGGGGUCAAUGGAACUGGAGGAAGAUCCAUUCGAUCUCAAGGGGGGAAGUGCUAACAAGGGGAAAGAGGGCCAAAACACCCAAAAAUCAACAUCUGCUGGUCGCCUGGCCAAUCUGAUGGCUGCCGACGUGGACGCUGUAUUUCGAGCACGAGAUGUAAUUUUGGUUACUACAGGUGUUCCCGCCGGAACAAUCAUCUCUCUCUUUGGUCUGUAUAGAAUGAUGGGUUGGGUGUCCCUUGUUGGUACCGCCGUGCUGCUGCUCGCAACCCCCUUAUCCAUAUAUAUGGGUAGGAUGAUGUAUGGUGCGCAAAGACGAGUGAGAAAAGCCCAAGAUACACGUAUCUCUCUUGUUGCCGAGUAUCUAGCUUCUAUCCGUGCCAUCAAGUACUUUGCUUGGGAGGAUCCCUCCACAGACCGAAUUAUUGCGUCCAGGGCAGCGGAACAAAAAGAGCUGUGGCGCGUGGCCGUUUUGCAGACCUUGGUUAACCAAGUCACGCAGAUUUUCCCAUAUAUCGGUCUGAUAGUGAUGCUUGGUCUGCACGUUGGAGUAGAAAAGCAUCGUCUCGAUGCUUCCACUGCGUUUACUGCUGCCUUUCUCGUGAAGAAUAUCCGUAGAAACAUCAUGAUGGCCAGCGCCUUUUCAAGAAACUUUGCCGCCGCGAGCGUCGCCUUUAACCGACUGGACACAUAUUUCGAGAACACUACGCCUCUCAUUCGAUAUCCGGUAGGGCCAUUGAGGAUUGAAGGCGCUUCAUUCCGCCGGAAUAAAAAGGCAACCUUCCACCUGGAAGAUAUCUCACUAGACUUUGUCGAAGGCGGCCUCAACGUCGUCACUGGCCAGAGCGGGAGUGGCAAGAGCACACUCUUACUCGCAAUCCUUGGCGAAACUCAUCUAGAAGGCGGAAAAGUCACAGCACCUAGCGAUAUUGCGUUCGCUUCCCAGUCCGCUUGGCUUCAGAACGAAACCAUCCAAGCCAAUAUCCUCUUCCAAAGCCCCAUGGACCGUGCUCGGUACGACAGAAUUAUUGAAGCUUGCUGUCUCAACGUAGACUUCAAGGAGCUAUCUGACGGCGAUUUGACUGUCGUGGGCGAGAAUGGUACUUCACUGUCUGGAGGCCAAAAGGCUAGAGUUGCGCUGGCAAGAGCUUUGUACUCCCAAGCAUCUCUACUGCUCCUAGAUGACAUCUUUUCUGCUCUCGACGCAAAGACUUCGGCUGGCGUUUGGAAAUACUGCUUCUGCAGCGAUCUACUCAAAGGCAGGACUACUGUUCUGGUCACCCAAGUCCCUUGGAUUGCGUCUCAAGCAGAUCUUUCCAUCUUAUUGGACAGAGGCCAGGUCAAGAGCGCGGAACCAAACAUUGGUGUUGUUCGCCAACCAAUUACAAUUGCCGAAGUUUUGGGAGGAGAUGACGAUGACACCGAAGACGAGACUCAAGUCGGAACAGAAACCCCUCCUGAGCCAGAAUUACAGGCCAAUGGCGAUGCCCUCAACGAUCCUGCAAAGGUUGCCAACGAGGUUUCGGCAAAUGACAUUGUGAACCAAGAAAUGAAGGCAUCAGGCAGGAUUGGCCGGCUUGAGGCCUUGCAGUAUAUGAGAUACUUUGGCCAUCCAAUCUUUGCCAUCUCCAUUUUGGUUGGUCUCGCCGGCUCCAAUGUCUUCUUCUUUGCCUCUAGCUACUGGAUGGGUAUCUGGGUUGAUGCAUACAACAACAAUGCCCAUGUAGACAUUGCUUACUACAUGGGUAUCUACGCCCUCUUUACCUUUUCCGAAAUCAUUUCUUUUGGAUUUGUCAUUGUUGCUUUCGAAUGGGGAGCGUGGCGUGCUGGUCGCAAACUUCACAAUGAUUUUAUUCGAGCAAUUAUGCGCGUCCCGCUAUCAUGGUUCAAGACGAUUCCCAUCGGCCGCAUUACCAAUCGAUUCUCUGGCGACAUGGCUUCUAUCGAUUCUGGGCUUAGCUCUAUGCUCCGAGUGACGUUUGACUCGGUCAUGAUGCUGUUUGCUCGUAUCGCUGCGGUCAGCUCGAUUAUGCCAAUCUUCAUGCUGCCAGCCCUCAUCACCUGCUUUUUUGGCGUCGUGAUUGGCGAGAUGUACACACGUACGGCAGUCAUCAUCAAGCGGCUUUCUUCAUCCGCUCAGUCCCCCGUCUUCUCUCAAUUUGCUGAUACUCUGGCGGGCCUACCGAUCAUCAGGGCUAGAGCAGGUAUGAGCGAGACUUUUGGUCGUGAUUUAGCAGCUAAGCUGCGAGUGUGGUCAGCCGCGGCUGAGGCCAACUAUAACUGCAACCGUUGGGUGGCCAUGCGAGUGGAUUUUGUCACUGCCUUGGUGGCCCUCGUUGCUGGCAUCAUCGCCCUCUCAAAGGUGGGAGUCGUCGGUGCUGGUCUGGUGGGUUUCUCCCUGAACAAUGCCAACGGUCUGAGCCAAACUAUUCUUAUGCUGGUGCGAGCCAUGAACGAUCUCGAGGUAGAGAUGCAGAGCUUCCAUCGUGUCAAAGAGUAUGUCAAGUUGGAACCUGAAGGAAAAGACGACGUGACAUAUCCCGAAGAAGGAGAAUACGCGGAUGACGAUAGUCAUGUAAUUCCCAAGAACUGGCCACGCUCAGGCGAGAUUGAGUUUCGCAAUGUCACCAUUAGAUAUGAUCCGGAUGGCCCCAAUAUUCUUACAGAUGUCAAUCUCAAGUUCAGGGCGGGAGAGCGUGUUGCGGUGGUAGGACGAACGGGCUCUGGUAAGAGCACUCUGGUGUUAUCUCUCUUGCGAUUUACCCACAUUGUUUCUGGCCAAAUUCUUUACGAUGGCAUCGAUAUUACAAAAGUUCCUCGACGAAAAUUACGUGAAGGCCUUACAAUCAUCCCCCAGGAGGCGACAUUGUUUAACGGAACCGUGGAAUCCAAUCUUGACCCUACCGGCCGCGUUCCAGAGGAGAUACUCGAAAAGGCAUUGGAGAAUUGCAGGGGUAUCGCAUCCUUUUCUAGCGACGACUCUUCUGACGAGACUAUUGCCGAUGGUGUUGAUGACCGCUCCACUCACAAACAGUCUCAGGGUAUCUCCCUAUCGACACAAGUAGAUUCACGCGGAGAGAACUUUUCCCAUGGCCAACGCCAAGUAUUGUCGCUCUGCCGCGCGCUUAUUCGACAAAGCAAGCUGAUGCUGCUGGAUGAGGCAACGGCAAGCAUGGACUACGAAACGGACAAGGGUAUCCAGCAAGUGCUCCGAACUGAACUUGAAUCUGCGGGCAAAGACCGCACACUCGUGACGAUUGCCCAUCGCCUGCGAACUAUUAUCGAUUACGACAGUGUUGUCGUCAUGGGAGCUGGAAAAGUAGUUGAAUAUGGCUCCCCUCGAGAGCUGUACCACUCUAAAGGUUUGUUUUACGACAUGAUAUAUCACAGUGGUGAGAUGGAAGAAUUGCAGGAGAUAUUAGAUGAUAAAUAA
This is a messenger RNA of Trichoderma gamsii, 4716 nucleotides long. RefSeq lists its product as hypothetical. The transcript has 3 exons. NCBI's taxonomy places the organism in Eukaryota, Fungi, Ascomycota, Sordariomycetes, Hypocreales, Hypocreaceae. Gene Ontology annotation, biological process: transmembrane transport. The record is from RefSeq and is a predicted model, not a curated record. Bases 1 to 4716 code for a protein of 1571 amino acids. Gene Ontology annotation, cellular component: membrane; fungal-type vacuole. Gene Ontology annotation, molecular function: ATP binding; ATP hydrolysis activity; ABC-type peptide transporter activity.